GGUGCCAUCGUGAACUCUUCAUGCGAAGACCUGCAACUUCCACCUGAAUUACCUAAACGGUAUUACAUCAACUCUUUCGUGCACACUCGUUCACAAAUACAGGCAUUCUUCCCGAGUUGCUCAAAGUCCUAUAUGAAGGAAGUGACGUCGAAGUUCGACAUUGAACGUCUCGGCAAAGAGAAUUCCACAAAUCUGCUGCAAUUCUCCGUCCGAAAUGACGUCAUUGUCGCGUAUCGAUCGAUAACUGAUCAAUUCUAUAAUCGAUUGGCUGUUAUGGACUGUCUACUCAUUACUCGGAGCGGAUUUGUACUGGCAUCAUCGACCACACGUACACCUGGUCCGCUGGCUCGUUUCGACCCUCAGCUGUUUGCAAGUCUCGUGGAAAACAACCUGGUCACUACGCAUUCGUGGGUAGAUGCACAAGCUGAGUGUAUGGCGAGUAGAUCCGCCCCAUGGUCAAGUCCGGCUACACGUCGGAGCAACAUCUUCAGAACGAUCAUCGAUACCAUCUCAACUCUCAUAGGGAAGACCUUUUGGAUCGACCUUUACUACCUGCUCACGUCAUUCGUCGCUGGACAACCAUCAAUGUCCGGAGGAAUAUGUCGUUUUCAGCGGAUUAAGCCCGUCGAGAGAUGUUUCCUACGUCACACUAGCUACAAAAUGACCCUCAAUAUAAGCAAGCAAAUACAACUGAGUGACAUGAAAUGCGCCAGGUCAGUGAUUCACUUUUCACGACUAUCAGUUACUACAAUACUUUGUGUUUUGUAUUACGCUCAGGGUGUUCCCGGUGCCUCAUACAACACUAACAGUAAUUACGAGUGGAUCGUGCCUGUCCAGGCUAUCGAGCCAAGAAGAAAUACCCUGUGCAGCCGCAAAUAUGAACCCACACCCGAGUGUCUUCUUGGUGAUUCUGCAGGUGACACAGAGUCAUCAAUAGCUUUCAUAUUUCCAUUCAUUUGUGCAGUGCUCUCUUCACUCUAG
Messenger RNA from Ostertagia ostertagi, 981 nucleotides. Lineage: Eukaryota; Metazoa; Nematoda; Chromadorea; Rhabditida; Trichostrongylidae. The record is from the annotation of a GenBank genome assembly.